Molecule: messenger RNA, 1386 nt
Organism: Galendromus occidentalis (western predatory mite)
Lineage: Eukaryota; Metazoa; Arthropoda; Arachnida; Mesostigmata; Phytoseiidae
Product: cytosolic iron-sulfur assembly component 3
Exons: 1
Coding region: 1-1386 (461 amino acids)
Source: RefSeq, a predicted model, not a curated record
AUGGCAGCAGCGGGCUUCAGCUCCGCACUAAAAAUCUCAGACUUGAAUGACUUCAUCACUCCUUCUCAAGAAUGCAUCAAGCCAGUGACUGUCGAAAAACAGAAAAAAGGUUUAGGAUCGAUCAGAAUCGGUGACGAUACAGAUGACCUGACAUUGGAGACCCCGAAAAUUCAACGAGUGCAAAUCACCUUGAAUGACUGCCUCGCUUGCAGUGGUUGCAUCACAUCCGCCGAAAGUGUCCUCAUCACACAACAGAGCACGGAUGAGCUCUUGAGGAUUCUUUCGGAAUCAGCGGAUCGUCAUAUCGUAGUUUCCAUCGCCCCCCAGGCUCGGGCGUCAUUCGCUGCCAAAUACAAUGUUUCCUACCGGAGCGCCGGCUAUCGAUUGCGUUCAUUCCUGAAGAAACUCGGCGUGAAGGAAGUUCUGGAUACGUCAUUCGCAAGGAACUUCACACUGAUCGAGACCAAGCGAGAGUUCUUGAAAAGAUAUAAGGAAGAUCGAUCUCGUCUACCGAUGUUGAGCUCCGCAUGUCCCGGAUUCGUUUGUUACAUCGAGAAAACUCACGGCGAAGCGAUCCUGCCAUUCCUAAGUCAUGUACGGUCCCCCCAGCAGGUUAUGGGAAGCUUCGUGAAGACCUUCUUGGGGUCGAAAUUAUCGAUCGCUCCAGAUAAGCUGUACCAUGUGACCGUGAUGCCGUGCUUCGACAAGAAACUCGAAGCUUCACGGGACGAUUUUUUCAAUGAAGUCACUCAAAGCAAAGACGUCGAUUGCGUCAUCACUCCCGUGGAAUUAGAAGAGCUGAUGCUCAAGCAGAAUGUCGUCUUCACCGACCUUGAAGAUACCGAGGAGAGUCCCUCGGGACAGUUCGCUCUGGAACAUUGUUAUCAGCAUAAAGGGAGCGGGUCUGGCGGUUUCGGCGAAUAUGUUUUCACAUCAGCUGUGAGGGAGCUCUUCGGAGAAGAAGUGCCGUUUUGUGACUUCAAGACUCUCAGGAACAAGGACUUCACUGAGGUCAUGUUUACCAGAGGGGAUCAGGUCCUCCUCCGCGUUGCCAUCUGCAAUGGAUUUAGGAACAUACAGAACAUAGUACAGAGGAUCAAACGAGGGACUUGUAACUAUGAUUUCAUAGAAGUGAUGGCGUGCCCAUCUGGGUGUCUGAAUGGAGGCGCACAGCUCCGGCCAAACGAGGAGAGCCCAAAAGAGCUACUCGACCGCGUUGUCGAACUCUUCAAAGAGAGUCAGCAGUCGGGAGGCCGCUCCCCAGACUCGGAUUCUGCGGUGGACGAAUUGUAUCGGGACUGGAUUGCGGACAGAGCCGAAAGACUGCUCCAUACGAAGUAUAAAGCGGUGGCCAAGUCAACGAGUGGUUUCACUGUGAAGUGGUGA